AUGCAAAACAUAGGAACACACAAAAUUGAAAACGCUGAAGACGACUUUGCCGUUUUCGAUGUCACACCAGACCCGGACGAAUUACUCAGAAAAAACAAGAAGCCUGAGGAUACUGGUUCUGUGUCUGUUAGAAAGUUAUAUAGAUAUGCAAAUUGGCUUGAUUUGGUUCUCCUUAUCACUGGUAUCCUUGGUGCAUUAGCCAGUGGCAUAUUGAGUCCAUUGAUGAUGAUAGUCAUGGGUGAUAUGAUGGAUACUUUUAACACUUCAGACAUGGCUUCAAUUGAUAUGUCACAGGUUCCAUUAGUGAAGCAGUAUGAAAUGAAUCACAUGGUUACCGAAACUAUUUCAAGCACGAUCAACGACCUUGUUCUGAAAAUGCUGUACUUUGCCAUCGGCACUACUGUGGCGACGUUCUUGAACCAGUUCUGCUUCUUUGUACUCUCUGAAAGGCAGGGUAUUAAAAUUCGAUUACUUUACUUUAGAGCACUUUUAAGACAAGACUCUGGAUGGUACGACUUCCACGAAUCUGGAGAAUUGACGUCAAGAAUAGCGUCAGACGUCCAACUGAUUCAAGACGGCAUGUCACAAAAGUUUGCGAUUUUAUUCCAAACGCUUGCCGGGUUCAUCACAGGCUACGCAAUUGGGUUUUCAAAGUGCUGGGAUUUGACUUUGGUCAUCUUGGCUGUGGCCCCACUGAUGUUUAUCACUAUUGUCAUCCUUGCAGUCUCGAUCACAAAGGCAACUUCAAAAGGACAAAACGCUACUGGUAUUGCUGGAGCUAUAGCAGAAGCUACAAUAGGCAAUAUGAGGACCGUUCAAUCCCUUGGACAAGAGAAAGAGUUCCACCAAGCGUAUGACAAACAAAUGAAGACCAUUCGAGCGUGUUAUGUGUUUAGAGCACAUAUGGUAGGUGCGGGGCUUGGAGUUAUCAUGUUUCUGAUCUUAGGUUCAUUCAGUUUAGGAGUAUGGUAUGGUACUAUGAUUAUUCGAGGCAGUGGAGGGAGUAAGAAUAUUACUGCAGGAUCUGUGAUGGUUGUCUUCAUGUCAGUGUUAAUGGCGACUAUGGGCAUUGCGGGUAUCUCUACACCACUCAACGCACUGUCAACAGCACAAGCCUCUGCGUAUAGAAUCUACCAAACGAUUGACAGAAUUCCAGACAUUGAUAGUAAAAGCUCUGCUGGAUUAAAACCAGCAACAUGUGAAGGCAAUAUUAAAUUGGAAGAUGUACAAUUCAGAUACCCGACACGACCAACUAAACAGAUCUUAGGAGGACUCGAUUUGGCGAUUAACAAAGGAGAGACAGUAGCAUUGGUAGGAGCGUCUGGGUGUGGGAAGAGUACUACAAUUCAGUUGAUUCAACGGGUCUAUGAUGUUGUAGGAGGUGCUGUGAAAUUAGAUGGGACCGAUUUGCGAGAGUUAAACUUGCGGUGGCUGAGAAACCAGAUUGGACUUGUCGGGCAAGAGCCUGUCUUGUUUGCUUGUACCAUUCGAGAGAACAUUAUGUUGGGUGCAAGAGAUGGAGAGACGCCUACAGAGGACGAAAUGAUUGAAUGUGCGAAGAUGGCGAAUGCACAUGAUUUCAUAUCUCAUUUACCGGAAGGGUAUGAUACUAUGGUAGGGGAGAGAGGUGCAGCGUUGUCUGGAGGACAAAAGCAGCGGAUUGCGAUAGCAAGAGCACUAAUUAGAAAGCCGACUAUCUUAUUACUUGAUGAAGCAACAAGUGCACUUGAUACACAAAGUGAAAAGAUUGUGCAACAAGCCCUUGAGAAGGCGUCAGAAGGAAGAACAACAGUCAUUGUCGCACAUCGACUGACUACCGUGCGACACGCCAAUCGGAUUUGUGUGUUCCAUCAAGGAGAAAUUAUCGAGAGUGGGACCCAUGAAGAAUUAAUGGAGCUUAAAGGGACGUAUUAUGGACUAGUGAAGAGACAAUCUAUGGAAGAAGAAGUCGACCAAGAGACUGUGGAACAAGAUUUAAAGAAGUUUAGAGAGCAAGAAGAGAAGGAGGCGGAGACUAUAAUGUUACACAAAGAGGAGUCUAAUUUGUUAGAGACUGCGGAUGUUGCUGAGCGACUUCAAAAGGAGUACGACGAUGAAAAGAAGAAGUUGAAACACUCGAACAAAUUUGUUAUGUUUAGAGUCUUGUGGGACAACUUUAGUCAUGAAUAUAUACUUGCAUUCUUUGGUAUUAUCGGAGGGAUUGGAGGAGGUGCAGUCUUCCCGUUCUACACAUUACAGUUCAUGGAUGUCUUGAUGGUGAUGAUGACGAUGACUCCUAACCAAGACCCAACCCCGGACCAAAGUGACACGAUUCGAACGAAGUGUCUUGCUAUUCUAGGCUUUGGAUUUGCAAUUUUGGCGGCUAUUUACUUGUACUUGGGCCUCUUCUUGGCAGCUGGAGAGAAGAUGAUAGCACGAAUGAGGUCAAGACUGUACCAAUCACUCUUAAGACAGAACAUCUCGUAUUAUGACAGAAAGGAGAACAUGGUUGGUAAGGUGACAACACGACUUGCGUCGGAUCCAACGACUUUAAAGGGGAUAGCAGGAGAAAGAAUAGGAAAUAUCGUGAACACUUUGUCCUCUGUUGGAUUUGGUAUUGGAGUUGCAUUUUACUUUGACUGGAGAAUAGCUUUAUGUGUCAUAGCAGUCACUCCAAUCUUGAUCACCGUUGUAUUCUUGAAUGGUAAAUUGAACUCACAACAGUCAUCCCCGGCUACUGAGGCAUAUGAAGAGUCCGGUAUUACAUUAGUCGAAGCUGUUGAGAGUAUUAAAACGGUUCAAUCUCUUUGCAGAGAAGACUUCUUCUUCAAGAAGUUUGAAAAGAACCUCGAGAAGCCAAGAAAGAACAUCAUGAAGUGGGGGCCGAUCUUGUCAUUCAUAGGAGCAGCAAACACUUGUGUCACUAGUUGUAUCAACUCAUAUUCUAUGUACAUCGGAACUUAUAUGAUCAAGAAGACUAGCAACUACGAAGUACCAUUCAUGCAAUUUAUUGGAGAGUUCAUGAAGAGUUUCAUUAACAUGCAGAAGUCGAUGAUGAGUGUGAUGACUGCAGCAAAUGCGUGUGGGACUUUAGGAACAAUCAUCCCAGACUUAGGGAAGGCGAUGACUGCGGCUAAAAAUACAUUUGACGUGUAUGACAGAGUACCGAGUAUAGAUGUGUAUAAUGAGAGUGGUGAUAAAUUGGAGAAUGUCAUGGGGGAGAUUGAAUUUAAGAACAUCUGCUUUAGAUACCCGACACGACCUGAGAAUGCGGUCUUGAAAGGGAUCUCAUUUAAAGUAGAGAAAGGAAAGACGGUAGCAUUGGUAGGAGCGUCUGGGUGCGGGAAGAGUACUGGAAUUCAGUUGAUCGAACGAUUCUAUGAUCCCACAUAUGGAGAGGUCUUGUUUGAUGGUCAUAACGUGAAGGAUUUGAACAUCCACUUCUUGAGAAGUCAAAUUGGACUUGUUGGGCAAGAGCCGGUCUUGUUUGCUGAGAGUGUUAUGGACAACAUUAAGAGAGGUAUUCCAGAGGGAAUAGAAGUCACAAAUGAUCAAAUUUAUGCGGCAGCUAAGAUGGCGAAUGCACACGACUUUAUUAGUGCGAUGCCAGAAGGAUAUAACACUAUGGUGGGGGAUAGAGGCGCACAGAUCUCUGGAGGUCAAAAGCAGCGGAUUGCGAUUGCAAGAGCACUUGUUAGAAACCCUAAAGUCUUGUUGUUGGAUGAAGCAACAAGUGCACUUGAUUCGGAGUCAGAGAAAAUCGUGCAAGAUGCCUUGGAUAAAGCCGCACAAGGACGUACAACAAUAGUCAUAGCACAUCGAUUAUCUACUAUUCAAGGUGCCGAUCAGAUAUGUGUCAUCAUGCGAGGAAAAGUAGCUGAGAGAGGGACACAUGAGGAGUUAUUAAAACUGAAAGGGUUUUAUUACACAUUAGCAAUGCAACAAUUUGGGUCUGUUUAA
This is a messenger RNA of Entamoeba invadens IP1, 3939 nucleotides long. Its product is annotated as bile salt export pump, putative. Gene Ontology annotation, molecular function: ATP hydrolysis activity; ABC-type transporter activity; ATP binding. The record is from RefSeq and is a predicted model, not a curated record. The transcript is spliced from 4 exons. Gene Ontology annotation, biological process: transmembrane transport. Bases 1 to 3939 code for a protein of 1312 amino acids. Lineage: Eukaryota; Evosea; Mastigamoebida; Endamoebidae. Gene Ontology annotation, cellular component: membrane.